AUGAAAUUUUACAAUUUUGUUGAUAAAAACAACUUUAUUCAUUGUUAAUUUAGUCCCAAUCUAGGGUCUAAUGGGUGUUUAAAGUCUCCUUACAGCUUGUUUAUCAGGAGUAUUUUCUUGCAAUUUCUUAAUAAUUAAACCUUUUAAGAACAAUUUUUAAAAUAUCAAAAUAAUAAUAACAGAAAUUAAGAUUGUGCUGAAUCAUUUAAUCUUUUCCUUAAAUGA
Molecule: messenger RNA, 225 nt
Organism: Paramecium octaurelia
Lineage: Eukaryota; Ciliophora; Oligohymenophorea; Peniculida; Parameciidae
Source: the annotation of a GenBank genome assembly